AAAAUACAAACACCUCACAGUGUGUGUGUGUGUGUGUGAGAGAGAGAGAGAGAGAGAGAGAGAGAGAAUGGUGCUGUGGGAGAUCGCGCUGGUCACUGCGUAUUUCUUGGGGCUGAGACAAACCCACAGACUUUCUCUCACUCUUGUGCCACGCAUCACAAGCCCUAAGUAUCCCGGUGGCCGUCGAUUUCUUCAAGGUUUUCUGACCGGGGUUGCAUAUUCAAGAAUAAAGAGUAAGAUUUUUCCCUUUCCUAAUCAAAGACGAGGACGUGAAUUCAAUGUAGCGUUCAAGGUUCAGCGGAACAUACUACAGGAGAAAGCCAAAGAAGUUGGUUGGAGUUCUGGGAACUGGAUUCCAAGUUGGAUGAAACCUUCAUAUCAGAUCCGGGUUCAUCCUCCUGCACUACCACCAAGUGCUGGCUCAAGCAUGAGCUGGACAAAUCAGGAAACCAGUAUUUCCUUCAAACUGGAAACUCAUUCGAGCACCCAGACAUUCAGAAAUCUGGUAUGUGAUGGGCAUCUAUUUACCAGGUUGAAGAGUUUGUGGAAUAAUAGACCCUAUCCUGGCAUUUCAAUGACAAUGAGACUACCAAAGCCUACUGCUGGUACAAUGACCCAGUCUAAGAACUUGUUCAUCAAUAGACCUGAAGCUGUAAGAACAUUGAACUAUAACAGAGGUGGGCUUGACGGAGGAGUCAUUCGGAAGGAUAUUAGGCAGUGGAUUGCAGCGAAAAUGAACCAGUGAAAGAAAUAUGUUCUACUUGCUGUUUUGGAUUCCAAGAAUGAUUUUUUUUUUUUUUUUUUUUUUUGGUCGAUGUCGAAAGAUGAGUGUUAAAUGUAUUUGUUUUAGCAUGUUGCUAAUAUUCUGGCUUCAGUUAAGGAUUUUUUCUAUUUUUGGUUUCUUAUCCAAAUAGUCUUUGUAUAUAUACUUUCUAACAACUUUCUGGAGUAAGUUUUUAACGUUUUUUAGUAGAAAGAUGAAUAUUUGCUUCA
Ziziphus jujuba (common jujube) is the source of this 993-nucleotide messenger RNA. RefSeq lists its product as uncharacterized. The record is from RefSeq and is a predicted model, not a curated record. The coding region runs from base 68 to 745 and encodes 225 amino acids. The transcript is spliced from 2 exons. Lineage: Eukaryota; Viridiplantae; Streptophyta; Magnoliopsida; Rosales; Rhamnaceae.